Molecule: messenger RNA, 2050 nt
Organism: Populus trichocarpa (black cottonwood)
Lineage: Eukaryota; Viridiplantae; Streptophyta; Magnoliopsida; Malpighiales; Salicaceae
Exons: 15
Coding region: 106-1377 (423 amino acids)
Biological process (GO): amino acid transmembrane transport
Source: RefSeq, a predicted model, not a curated record
UUGUUGCCUUGUAAUCUCCCUCCUCUUCAUUCUCCAUUCCUCACCAGAAGGAGGCAGCAGAGCAACCAACACAGGCUAACAAUAUUAUAACAAUUGAAAAAAACGAUGUCUCUGUCUCUGCCUCUGCCUUCUCGUUCUUCACAAAUUCGAACCCUUGCAAUAACCCCAGCAAGCAGAAAGCACAAGUUCUUGCACAUUCCAGUACAACAAUGGACACCAUCAAGACCACUUCAACACUUACACACAAAUCACCAAUAUUAUUUAUCAAGAACGUCCUUUCAAUGUAUGUCUCGAAGCCAACAACAAGAAUAUGAAGUUGAAAGGCUUUUUUCUAACCUUAACCAGGUCACCUUGAAGAGAGAACCUGGAAGUUUAUCUAGUGCAAUACUUCUGGUUGCUGGCACUACGAUAGGUGCUGGGAUCCUGGCAAUUCCUGCUGUGACUCAAGAAUCUGGAUUUUUGGCCUCUUCGGUUGCCUGCAUUCUUUGCUGGAUCUUUAUGGUUACUACGGGAUUGCUCAUUGCUGAAGUAAAUGUGAACACAAUGUGUGAAUUGGGUUCAGGUGGUGUGUCUUUGGUGUCAAUGGCCAAGAGGACACUUGGGGUGGCAGGAGUUCAAUUUUCUUGUUGGUCAUACAUAUUCAUCCAUUAUGCCCUUCUCAUUGCUUAUGUGGCUCGCUCUUCAGAUAUUUUGACGAACUUUCUCGGCAUUCCAUUAUGGGAAAGUGCAACCUUAUUCUCUCUAGUGUUUGGAGGCAUAUGCUACUUUGGAAGCCAGCGCUUCAUUGGAGCAGUCAAUGGAGUUCUAGUAUUUGGAAUCAUCAUUUCUUUUACAUCUCUUGUGGUGGCUGCAAGUGGAGACCUGCAUUUAGACGCUCUUUUGAAAGCCAACUUUUCAGCUGUUCCUAUGAGUAUACCCAUAAUUGCACUUUCAUUUGUUUAUCAGAAUGUAGUACCCGUUCUUUGCACAAAUCUUGAAGGAAACCUAUCAAAAGUAAGGACUGCCAUUGUUCUAGGCACAGCUAUUCCCCUUGGUUUGUUUCUUGUAUGGGAUGGUGUAAUUCUUGGAUCCAUUUCAACCCCUGAGAUGGCUGAUAAGAUUGCUGAUCCAUUACAACAGCUGCUAUCUACCAAUGGAGUUGUGGGACCCAUAAUACAAGCCUUCUCAUUACUUGCAAUUGGAACAUCUUAUAUUGGAUUCGUUUUGGGACUUUCCGACUUCCUCGCUGACUUUCUAAAGCUCCCAGCAGGUGAGAACAAGCCUCUGCCCUACAUCUUGACUUUGAUUCCACCACUGGUGUUAGCAUUGCUGGACCCUGAAAUUUUCUUCAAGGCCCUGGACUUUGCAGGGACAUAUGGAGGUAGUCUAAACCUCUAGCAGCACCCAUUGCUACCUUCAUCCUUUCUGUCCAUGUCAAAGGAUCCCAGUAGCAUGAGCACAUUGUCAUGUCUAGCUUUCUUGAGCAGAUGGACUGCUGAUUUGAAAUUCAUCUCUCCUUGAUGGCUUGAAGAUUUGUGUUGCUUGACGACAAUUUUCAGAUUAUUACUUAGCUUACCCCUGCAAGCAGUACCAAUUCCACCUUCAUAUAUAGUGUUCUUUGCUGAAAAAUCAUCUGUAGCAGCUUGAAGUUCUUCAAACGUGAAGUCCCUUAUCCAUCCACUAUGCGGUCGCCUAAUCUUGCAAAGGUUACAUAUUGAAUUUUGAAAUAUCACUUCAGGUUGCCAUUCUUCCACCACCACUUCAUCUCCGCCGCUGCUCCGUGUUAGUGCUUCAACCUGGCUUGGUUGAAUGACUUCUGUUUGCCCUAUCAAUGAAUCAUUAUAAAUAUUCUUGUCUUAGAAAAUAUUUGUUUGAGAACUGUAUCCAAGACAUCAAAAGUGUACUGUAAACGCAACAAAUUUUGGUCGGAAAAGUAUAAGAAUUUAUGCAAAUGCGAACCAAACUGUGAAUGCAUAUGCAUAGACCUACAAACUUACUUGGAGGGAGAAGUUCAAUGCUGAAAAACUCUUGCUCCUCUAGGGAUCCGGGAAUUAUUUCAUCAUAAGAUAGA